Molecule: messenger RNA, 2039 nt
Organism: Candoia aspera
Lineage: Eukaryota; Metazoa; Chordata; Lepidosauria; Squamata; Candoiidae
Gene: RRAS2
Product: RAS related 2
Exons: 6
Coding region: 279-890 (203 amino acids)
Biological process (GO): Ras protein signal transduction
Cellular component (GO): plasma membrane
Molecular function (GO): GDP binding; GTPase activity; GTP binding
Source: RefSeq, a predicted model, not a curated record
GCGGGCUGCUGUCGCUUUCACUCUGUUCGUGGCCGCCGCGCAGGAAAGCAGAAGGAGGAGCAGGGGGAGGAGGAGUUGUCUGGAGCCGCCUUCGAGUCGCGGACUCGGCUUCUCGCCCCUCCUUUCGCUACUGUUCGCUCGGCGCUCAGAAGCGGCCGGGCCUGCGGUUCCCGCGGCUGGCAAGCGGCGACCAGCAACCCGCUCCCCGGGCACAGAGGGAGCCGCGAAGCCGGCAGCGCUGCGCCUCGCUCGCCUCUCCUGGCCUGGGCUCCUCCUCGAUGGCCGCGGGCUGCAGGGACGGCCCGGGGCAGGAAAAGUACCGACUGGUGGUGGUGGGCGGCGGCGGAGUGGGCAAGUCUGCGCUCACCAUCCAGUUUAUCCAGUCAUACUUUGUUACAGAUUAUGAUCCAACAAUUGAAGAUUCUUACACAAAACAAUGUGUAAUAGAUGAAAGAGCAGCAAGAUUAGAUAUUCUAGAUACAGCAGGCCAAGAAGAAUUUGGAGCCAUGCGGGAGCAGUAUAUGAGGACAGGAGAAGGCUUUCUGCUUGUCUUCUCAGUCACAGAUAGAGGAAGUUUUGAAGAAAUUUAUAAAUUUCAAAGACAGAUUCUUAGAGUAAAAGAUCGUGAUGAGUUCCCUAUGAUUCUAGUUGGAAACAAAGCUGACCUGGACCAUCAAAGACAGGUAACCCAGGAGGAAGGUCAGCAACUAGCACGGCAGUUGAAAGUAACCUAUAUGGAAGCUUCAGCAAAAAUACGGCUCAACGUAGAUCAAGCUUUUCAUGAACUUGUCCGAGUUAUAAGGAAAUUUCAAGAACAAGAAUGUCCUCCUUCCCCAGAGCCAGCAAGGAAGGAGAAGGACAAGAAGGGGUGCCACUGUGUUAUCUUCUAAAAAUCCUUUAAAACAAGCUAUCGACUGCCAGAUUAAUUCUCCUCACUUUUCUUCUUGUGUGUCUUGGUGUUUUGUCUCGCUUUAUAUGUGCAUGUUGUAUAAAUGGUCACCAAAAUAGCCUUAGUUGAAAAGAAUCAGACUGAUCCAGACCUAGAAGACACCUUAGUCAUCUCACAUCAGAGGUCAAAAUACUAAGGCUUCUUUUAAUACUCCCAAAUUCUUUUUCCCUCGCGUCAAGAAACUUGCACUUUGUGGAGUUUUAUUCACAAUGGACAGAAAGUAGUUAGGAGUCUAUUGAGGUCAAGCUUAAAAUGGCUAUAUGGGUAUUUUCCCCCCGCUAGUGAGAUCAUUGUUGAUCAUACUCGAGAGAGAGUCCUCUAAUCAAUAUGUAGAGUAUUUUUUUAAAAAGUAGAUUUGGAGGUUUUACCCUUUAAUUAGAUUAGACAACAAAAUUCAGCUUGCCUUACAGGAAGCCAAUACACUGAAUUUCAUUGGCAAAGUUUUGUGUUACAGCUCUUGUUUAUGCUGCAGCUUUUUCCAGUGCUCAACUUCUACUGUAUUUAUUUUAUGGCUCCAGCAAUAGCUACAGGAUUAUUCGUAUUACAGCUUUAUGGCCAAAUACCUGGGCUCAUUAUGGGCUGGAGCAUUUCAGUUUUAGAAGAUGUUAUAUCAUGAUUUGGAAUAAAAUUGUGUCUUCCUUUUGUAUUUCCAGGUAAGAGAUUCCAGAAAAAUUAACCUGUAGCUUUUGUUUUUCGUGUAAUAUAAAAAAGAGGAUUUUGCUCUUUUCAUUGUCAGAUGAUUAAAUGUUUUUGCUAUAUACUUUUAUACAUUAUUUUCUUAUCAAACUAGUUAACAAGUAUUUUUAUAUGUUUGUAAGCAAAUAUGCUUUCAUGGCAUAAGUUGUGUAUAUGUAAAGAUGAGUAUUUAAUUCUCACAAUAUACUUUCAACUGAUGGAAUUGCAUAAUGCAAGAUUUGUAGAACUGUGGUAGAACCUCUUUUCUGUUCCAGUUGUACUGAGUAAUGGCAGGCAGAUAUCUGCCCAAUAUACAGUAUCCAUUAUAGUAUCAUGUUUCUCAAAACGCCUUCCCCGUCCUUCACAAAUGACUGACCAUUAUAUAACUAUUAAACUGUACACAUGUUUAACGGAA